Molecule: messenger RNA, 1001 nt
Organism: Ahaetulla prasina
Lineage: Eukaryota; Metazoa; Chordata; Lepidosauria; Squamata; Colubridae
Product: proteasome subunit beta type-9-like
Exons: 6
Coding region: 1-879 (292 amino acids)
Cellular component (GO): proteasome core complex
Molecular function (GO): threonine-type endopeptidase activity
Source: RefSeq, a predicted model, not a curated record
AUGGACAGGACGACCGCGGGGGGAGCGUCCUCCUUCCCCUCCUCAGCCGCGCCUCUCCAAGGGCGCCUUUGCCCGGCCCACGCGUGGGGCGAGGAAGGGACAGGCGGAGCCCCACAAGUGCAGCUUUCGCUUUCGCCGCUGCCGGAGAGAGGAAGAGGCGGCGAUGGCGCUGCUGGAUGUUUGCGGACUGUCUUGCGGCGAUUGGGACUCGCCUCUGCCGGGCGGGGUGGCCGCCGCCGGACCCCGCGAAGGGCUCUCGCACUACGCUUUCGGGGUGCGGGAGCCCCAGAUGGCGGUGCUCCCGGGGAUGCAGCCCGCCGAGGUCCUGAAAACCCUCUCGGAGACCAGCGGCUCCCGGUUCGAACCGGUCCACGGCACCACCACCCUGGCCUUCACCUUCCAGCACGGAGUCAUCGUGGCCACCGAUUCCCGGGCCUCCGCCGGCAGCUACAUCAACUGUACUUCCUUCGGAACAAGGAACGGAUCAGCGUUUCAGCUGCCUCCAAGCUCUUGGCCAACAUGCUGGUGGAGUACCGGGGCAUGGGUCUCUCGGUUGGCAGCAUGGUGUGCGGAUGGGACAAGAAGGGCCCUGGUUUGUACUACAUUGAUGACGGAGGUGCUCGGCUGAAAGGCCCCCUUUUUUCCACGGGAAGCGGAAACACAUACGCCUAUGGAGUCCUGGACAGUGGCCACCGGCCCGAUCUGAGCGUGGAGGAGGCCUACGACCUUGGCCGAAGGGCCAUCUGCUAUGCUACCCAUCGCGAUUCCUACUCGGGCGGAGUAGUAAACAUGUAUCACAUGAAGGAAGAUGGCUGGAUCCGGGUCGGGCGGACCGAUGUCAGUGACCUGCUCCACCAGUAUUCGGAGGAGAAGAAGUGAGAUGGGCAGAUGACCACAAGCACGGAGAUCUUCUGACACUCAGGGCUGGCAGAGAGGAAAGGGAUGGGGGGACCAUCCCCACUGUCUUUUCACGGGGCAACAAUAAACCGCAUUUGAGCUCA